This is a messenger RNA of Plenodomus lingam JN3, 1845 nucleotides long. Lineage: Eukaryota; Fungi; Ascomycota; Dothideomycetes; Pleosporales; Leptosphaeriaceae. The record is from RefSeq and is a predicted model, not a curated record.
AUGGCGAAUGACAGGAAACCGUCGGGCUUGUCCUGCCAAAAGUGCAGGACGCCCAUCGAUGUGGAUGCCUCCAUCGACCAGCUCAACCCGGCGGCCUUCAAGCUGUUGACAGAUUCAACCGUGUCUGGCCAACAGCAAGCCUCCAAGGGCUCCUCGCUCCGCCCAUCACGUCCGGCCUUCCCCGCCAUACGCUCAGAGACGUACAAGGAAGCCACCCAGGUGGCCAGGAACCCUACCUUCAAGCGCAGUGUGACGACGACGAGCAUGCCACAUAGCUCCGCAAACCCUGCCAUGUCCUUUAUCGAUGUGCACAUGUCCGAAUCCAUGCUGGACCCGCCAGCGUCCUCCUCCGGACCAGCCCGCCAUGUCGCCCGCCAGCCUCGGGCAGAAGAGCUUCUAACAAGUUCUAGCGAUCUUACGAGGAGAUCGAGUGUGGCAGGAAGUUCCAAUACAGCGGGUGGGACGAGCAUGGCUGACGGGCUGGAGACAACAAACCGCAUGUUCGAGAUCUUGUCUGCGCGCUCUGACAUUGACCAUCCCAUCUGCGUCGAGUGCACCGAACUGCUCGUAGAGGGUCUGCAGAAGAGACUGGGUGUAGCUACACGCGAGCGCGACGCCUACGUAGACUACUUGCGACGCGCAAACACAGACGUACCCAGCGCAGAGGAAGUCAAGGCCGCCGAGGCCUCGCUCAAGGCAGCGAAAAAGGCAGAGGCAACCGCGAUUGCCAACCUGGAGCAGCUCGAGGCCGAAAAGGCAGAAUUGGACGAGCAGCUAGCCGCGCUGGAACUCGAGUCCCGCCAACUCGACCAGGAGGAAAACGAGUUUUGGAAGACGAGGAACGCGUUCAGCACCACGUUGACGGCCUUUCAAAACGAGCGCGACGCCCUCUCCACACGCUACGCACACGACGCCCAAAUCCUCAACCAACUCCAAAGAAGAAGCGUAUACAACGACACCUUCAACAUCACACACGACAACCACUUUGCCACCAUCAACGGCCUCCGUCUCGGCCGGCUCCCAAGCCCUUAUGUGGACUGGCCCGAAAUCAACGCUGCAUGGGGCCAAGCCUGUCUCCUUCUGGCCACGCUCGCAGAGCGGCUGGGCUACAAGUUUCAGGGCUACGAGCUCUCGCCCAUGGGUUCUACAUCUACCAUCACUCGCCUGGAAGUCAAGGGUGCGGCGUCGGCUACCGCCAGCACCGCGGCCACUACUACCGCAGCUACUGCUGCUACUGCUACUGCUGCUGCAGAUACCUGGCAGCAGUCCUCGCCCUCGCCCUCGUCACCCGCCAUCACCCGCCACCGCCUCGAACUCUACUCCUCCGGCGACUUCCCCAUCAACUUUGGCUUCCUGCACCGCAAAUUCGACACCGCCAUGGUCGCCUUCCUCGAAUGUCUCCGCCAACUCGGCGAGUUUGUGGAAAACACGGGUGCACAUGGUCCAACAGCAACAGCAGCAGGGGGAGGAGCAGGAGCGCCCGGUCGAAGUCUGCCAGGUCCCGGCGCAGCAGGAGGGCCAGGUGCGGGAGCGGGUGUCAAGAUACCGUAUGAGAUUCGCAAGGAUAGGAUUCAUGAUCAGAGUAUCAAGUUGGCUAUGAAUAAGGAGGAGAGCUGGACAAAGGCUUGCAAGUAUACGCUUACGUGUUCCGGCAACACCCACAGCCUCGAUGCAGUCUGCACAAGUGUGAUUUUGCCUCUCAAACGCACUUGCCCAUUCCACGUGCUGUACGACCUGCCGCAUUCAGAGUUGCCACGGAACGGCACGGGAACUAUACCUGGCUACUGUACAGGACCGAGUCGGCAUCCGCCAUCAAACAUCUGGGAUACUUGUGCACGUAGAUGA